Messenger RNA from Manduca sexta (tobacco hornworm), 12652 nucleotides. RefSeq names its product teneurin-m (gene Ten-m). The record is from RefSeq and is a predicted model, not a curated record. Gene Ontology annotation, biological process: motor neuron axon guidance. Lineage: Eukaryota; Metazoa; Arthropoda; Insecta; Lepidoptera; Sphingidae.
CCGCCGCACCGGCAACAUCGCCACCAAGGCCCGUCGCUGUGUGUCAAGCACCCGCCCUGACGUUGUGUGAACGCAUAUAUAGUGUUUUGUUUAGUGUGUGAGACAGCCUGUGAGCGGUUACUUAACGUGUACGUUGUGAUUUUUUGUUGUUGUCUUGUGUGCACUAUGAGGUUGUACGCUACGUUAUGAAUGGUCUUGAUCGCUGCUUCUUCGAUCAACGUGAGUCACAACAAAGCGGAGAUGACUGCAGCUAUAGCUAUAUAAGCCUGGGCCGGCUGCAGCCCUACGGCUCGGGCAGCGGGUCGAGCAGCGACAGCGGGCGGCGGCGGCGCCAGCGCGGCCUCUCCGAGUCGCCCACCGCGCCUACCACGCCCACGUCUGCGUCAGAUAACGCCUCUGACGCCACUCUCACCGACUCCGAGCUGCCGUUGGCGAGGGACUCCACUCUGCUCGUACAAAACGGUAAAAAACGCAUGCUGAGAUCCACAUUCGACCGGCCAGACCACGAACGUUGUCUGCUGGAAGGUUCUCGUCUACCCCCCGAUGUGCCACCGCGCAACCCCACCAUGUCUCGGCUGAACGGCCGCAUCACCGGCAACCCCGCCGAUCUCGGAGACUUCGAGCCCUCGUGUCUCGUCCGCACGCCUUCUGGCAACUUCUACGUGCCUUCGGGUGAAUGGGACAUACAAAAGAAUCCGUCUAUGGACUACAAAUCUAACUCGUCCUGCAGCAGUCCAGGGAAACAAGACAAGAGCACUCUAGAGAGGAUGGACAGGAGUGACAGAUCCCACCCGGCAUUCGGCGCGCCUGUCCCCGUCCUCCCAGUGAGGAACAACCUCCGCGCCUCCCACUUCCCGCCGGCGGCGUCCCGGUUCCAUUUCAGGAAAGGCCUCUCGUCACGAUGUACCUGGAAAUGCACAGCCAUAGUCUUCAUAAUACUGUUUGUUCUUCUUUUAGCCAUUGCCUCUUAUAUGUCUGCUUCUUAUUUCGUCAACUGGUCAUAUCAAAAUUCUAAAGCGUGUACAGUGCUAGUUGGCGAUUCGACAGAGAUGUUCCCCACUUCCAAAGCGACGACGCUGGAAGCAAGUAACAAAUCUCUAGUAAGACAGACUCCGCCGUCCGCCGGAUCAGGUAACGAAGAGGCCCAUUCGCGGCACCGUAGGAGCGUAGAUGUAGACGGGCAUGCUUCUCAAUCUGUUUCUUCUAUGGAUUCUUCCACCGCUGUAGAUAUGCAUGAAAUCAGUACGCCUGUAAUCACUACCGAUGUUAGCUUAGCGCAUGGUGUGGUGACGGAGGCUGCCGCACAAGUAAGUGAAACAGAUCAGGGUGCUAACGCUUUUGUGUCAGCUAAUGUGUCGUCUCAAACCGGUGUGCUAACAAAAGAGCUUCAACCUAACGACACAUCUGUGGAAGUAACAACCGCGUCUACAACAACUGAAGAAAAUAAAGAGACAACUAAACUCACUACUAAUAUCAUGAAAAUUGACAAAAUACCUAAAGAUCCGCAAGUAGAAAUACCGUCUAGUGUUAUAACUGAAAAACCUGUAGCUCCUAAGAGUGAAACAGAUAACAUUGCUUACGAUCCUGAUGAUAUGCAAGGAGAUUCGUUCCCAACGGUCUAUUCAUACGGCGUCCUGAGACUGCAAUAUCUAAAACGCCUGGCCAAGUAUAAAAAAAUAAUGGAGGAAUCACACAUCCUACCCAAUGAUACUGCCGAUGGGAACAUAGAAAAAAUCCACUAUGAAAAUGUUUCUAUAACAAAGAUUGUAUCCACCACUAAUAACCCUGUCAAUACAACGUCAUCAACUAACGAUACGCCUAUUACAAAGGCCAAUGAGGUCAUCAUCACAACAAAUAGAUUUGCUGCACCCAUUGAGCAUGUUGUGACGACCACGCCCGCACCAAGUGUUGCUAUUGUAACUAAUAAUAACCUUUUGUUGAACACAACCGCGACGAUUACUAGCACUAGCAGUCCUAGUACCACUAGCAGUACAAGUACUACUAGAACGACCACAACUAAUUACCCAACAACUACCACUACUACUACCACUACCACUACCACUGUUCCAUCUACAACUACCAAAACAUCAACCGAAACAGCAACCACAGAAGCAACUGAAUCCACAACAGUAAAUACUGCUAAAACAAGAACUCCUGAAUUGUCUAACGCUAAACAUGUUUUAAUUAACCUCACGAUAUCUGCUGACGACGCAGACUCCUCCUAUAAACCGCUUUAUUCGUUGGCAGUAACCGUUCCUACGUUAGGUGACUCCAAUGAAAUUCCUACUGUAAAAAUAACACCAAUGGACGUUGAACCGACAACGGCAACUAAUUUCAACAAACCAGUCAUUGUAGAAGGUGUCACGCAAACAACAGUGACACAGGAACCAACAAAAACAACCAAACAAUUUAAUGUUGAAGAUGAGGGUGGUAUGUGCGAAUGCUCAUGCCCUGUGUGCAAUAGUAAUUACACUGAUGAAGCUUAUGAUGAUUAUUCAGAAAAAUCAACAACAGACGCAACAGAUACGGAGACAUCCACUGACGGUGAAGUCCAAAGUUCAACAGAUUCGCAAACUGAAAAAACCGAAACAAGCACGGAAGUAACAACCGAGACCGAAGCGUCCACUACCGAUAUAAGCGACACAACAACAGAUUUUACAACAGAAUCAUUUUUGAUGCCUACAACAAAAGUCCCUCAAUGCGUUUGCCCAAAAGUUACACCUCCCCCCAUUCUCAUUCUGGAAGGUCCUGUGCAUACGUUCGCUGCACAGUCGUUCCCACCCGACGGUACAACGUUCAAACAAAUUACUUUAGGUGAAAAAUUAUCAAAAGAAAUCCAUCCAUAUAGUUAUUGGAACAUGCAGUUCUACCAGUCGCAGGCUGCGUAUGUGAAAUUUGACUACAUGAUACCGCGCGGAGCGUCUAUAGGCGUCUAUGCGAGGAGGAACGCGUUACCCACACACACGCAGUACCACUUCUUGGAAGUUUUGAGUGGUUUCAAGGCCAGAACCACGAGGGCUUCGCAUCCGUCAGUAAAGAAAGAGUUGACUCACUACAUGGAGCAGGGGCACUGGUUCCUCUCUCUGUACAACGACGACGGCGACCCUCAAGAGAUCACGUUCAUCGCCAUGGUGGCCGAGGAGAUGACCCACAACUGCCCCAACGGCUGCUCCGGCAAAGGAGAGUGCCUCAUGGGCCAUUGUCAAUGCCAACCUGGUUUCGGCGGUGACGAUUGCAGUAAAAGCGUGUGCCCUGUUUUAUGCAGUCAAAGAGGCGAAUAUAUUAACGGCGAAUGUCAGUGCAAUCCUGGAUGGAAAGGCAAGGAAUGCUCACUCAGACACGAUGAGUGUGAAGUGCCCGACUGCAACGGCCAUGGACACUGUGUCAACGGAAAGUGCUCCUGCGUCAGGGGAUAUAAAGGAAAGUUCUGCGGGGAAGUCGACUGCACCCACCCCACGUGCUCGGGCCAUGGGUUCUGUAUCGAGGGGUCUUGUGUGUGCAAGAAGGGAUGGAAGGGUCUGGACUGUGCGACCAUGGAUAAGGACGCCUUGCAGUGUCUUCCUGAUUGCUCUGGACAUGGCACCUUCGAUGUUGAUACGCAGACUUGCACUUGUCACGCCCGGUGGUCUGGCGAGGACUGUUCGAAAGAGGUGUGCGACCUGGACUGCGGGCCGCACGGGCGCUGCGUGGGCGAGGCGUGCGUGUGCGCCGCGGGCUGGACGGGCGAGUUCUGCACCGCGCGCCUCUGCGACGCGCGCUGCAGCGACCACGGCCAGUGCAAGAACGGCACCUGCCUUUGCGUCUCCGGUUGGAAUGGAAGACACUGCACGCUCGAGGGAUGUCCGCGAGGUUGUGCAGGACACGGCCAGUGCAGGGUGGCGAAUGAUGGGCAUUGGGAGUGCAAGUGCUUCGAUGGAUGGGACGGUCCUGACUGUACGACCCUUAAGGAGCAGAUUUGUGAUGAUUCUAAGGAUAACGAUAAAGAUGGUCUAGUGGACUGCGAAGACCCGGAAUGCUGUCAAAGUCCAGCGUGUAAAGGCAGCCAGCUGUGCGUCUCCUCGCCGAAGCCCACCGACAUCCUCCUCAGGAAGCAACCGCCUGCCAUCACCGCGUCAUUCUUCGAACGCAUGAAGUUCUUGAUAGAUGAGGGUAGUUUGCAAAACUACGCGAAACAGGAGACCUUCAAUGAGAGUCGAUCGGCGGUUAUCCGCGGCCGUGUGAUCACCACCUUAGGAUCAGGUCUCGUCGGAGUGAGGGUUUCCACGUCCACUCCUCUUGAAGGCUUCACUCUAACGAGGGAGGACGGCUGGUUCGACCUCCUGGUGAACGGAGGAGGGGCUGUGACCCUGCACUUUGGAAGGGCGCCCUUCAAGAGAUCCUCUCAAGUUGUCUUCGUCCCUUGGAAUGAGGUGGUGAUAAUCGAUGAAGUGAUGAUGACCACGGCUGAUGAAAAGACCGGCAUGGGUCCGCCACAGGCGUGCCUCGCUCACGACUACGACGCCAUGAAGCCAGUCGUGCUGGCCACGUGGAAGCACGGCUUCCAGGGCGCUUGUCCUGACAAGAGCGCUAUCCUGGCUGAAUCUCAGGUGGUCCAAGAAAGCCUGCAGAUCCCUGGCACAGGUCUCAACUUGGUAUACCAUAGCUCCCGCGCCGCCGGCUACCUAUCCACCAUCCAACUCCAACUGACUCCAGAGAAAGUCCCGCCAACCCUGGCCCUGAUCCAUCUUCGCAUCACAAUCGAAGGCAUCCUCUUCGAGAAGACCUUUGAAGCUGAUCCAGUCAUUAAGUUCACAUACCCAUGGAACAGGCUGAAUGUGUAUAGACAGAGGGUGUAUGGUGUGACCACGGCGUUGGUGAAAGUUGGCUACCAAUACACGGAUUGCAAGGAUAUCAUCUGGAAUGUCCAGACGACGAAACUCAGCGGUCAUGAUAUGAGCAUCUCUGAUGUUGGCGGAUGGAAUCUGGAUAUACAUCAUAGAUACAAUUUCCACGAAGGUAUACUCCAAAAAGGCGACGGCACCAACAUCUACCUGAAGCAUAAGCCGCGUCUCAUCAUCACGACCAUGGGCGACGGGCGCCAGAGAGAGCUCCACUGCGGUCCGCAGUGCAUCGGACCUGCGACCAAACAGCGUCUCUUGGCUCCCGUGGCUUUGGCUGCUGCUCCUGACGGCUCCAUCUUCGUUGGAGACUUCAAUCUCGUGAGGAAGAUUAGCACUGACGGCAUGGUGCGAACUGUGGUCAAGUUGAACGCCACUCAAGUAUCGUACCGCUACCACAUGGCGUUAUCCCCUCUCGACGGCACUCUUUACAUCUCGGACCCUGAAUCCCACCAGAUCAUUAAAGUGCGCAACACCGACGACUACAGCGACCCCGAACACAACUGGGAGACAGUGGUGGGAUCCGGCGAGAGAUGCCUCCCAGGAGACGAGGCCCAUUGUGGCGAUGGAGCUUUGGCCAGGGAUGCUAAACUUGCAUAUCCAAAAGGAGUUGCUGUGUCCAUAGAUAACGUCUUAUAUUUCGCUGAUGGUACCAACAUCCGUAUGGUGGAUAGAGAUGGUAUUAUCACAACAGUAAUUGGUAAUCACAUGCACCGAGCUCACUGGAAACCUAUCCCUUGCGAAGGCACUCUAAGCGUCGAAGAGGUCCAUCUACGCUGGCCAACGGAACUUGCCAUCAAUCCAUUGGAUAACAGCUUGCAUAUUGUGGAUGAUCAUAUGAUCUUACAAAUGGCUCCUGAUGGUAGAGUGAAGGUUAUUGCAGGAAGGCCAUUGCAUUGCCCAUCCCCACUGACUGGUUACGAUAUGGAGUUAGCAACGUAUGCUACCCUGGUGAUGCCACAGAGCAUAGCUUUCGGAGCAGCAGGAGACUUGUACGUGGCUGAAAGCGACUCCCAAAGAAUCAACAGAGUUAGACUGAUCACUACCGAUGGAAAGAUAUCUUUGUAUGCUGGCGCCGAAUCUAAAUGCAAUUGUCUGGAGAGGGGCUGCGAUUGCUUCGAAGCCGACCAUUUCCUUGCAUCGAACUCCAAAUUCAACACAAUAUCUGAUGUUAUUGUCAGUCCAGAUGGUAUCGUUCAUAUCGCGGAUCAAGCUAACUAUAGAAUACGGUCCGUGAUGGCCAGCAUCCCUGAUGCGAGUGGAGCGAGAGAGUACGAAAUAUACUCCCCGGAUACACAAGAAAUAUACAUCUUCAACAGAUUCGGACAACACGUCAUGACCAAGAAUAUAUUGACCAGUGAAAAUAACUACGUAUUUACGUACACUGUAAAUACUAGUAAUGGUAAGCUUAGUACUGUAACUGACGCUGCUGGCAACAAAGUGUUCCUUCUACGAGAUUAUUCUAGUCUAGUCAACUCUAUUGAGAAUACUAAGGGUCAGAAAUGCAGAUUGAAGAUGUCAAGAAUGAAGAUGCUGCAAGAAUUAAGGACGCCAGACAAUUUCAACGUCACAUUCGACUAUCAUGGAACAACUGGUUUACUCAAAGCCAAGUAUGACAGCACAGGCAGAAGCUAUAUUUACAAAUACGAUGAAUUUGGAAGACUCACGUCAGCUGUUACUCCGACUGGAAGGAUUAUCAACCUUACAUUCGAUCUGAGCCUCAAAGGCGCGACAGUGCGAGUCAGUGAAAACAAAAGGAAACCAAUUUCAAUAUUAAUCAAAGGAUCGUCAGUUAAUACAAAAGUCGGAGAAGCUGAGAAAAAGACCAUCAUAUCAACUGAUGGCAGCAUUUCCUCCAGCAUGCCUUGGGGACAUGUGAUUUCCACUGAUACAGUCCCAUACACCAUCCUUGCAGAAAUAGAUCCAAUACUGGGCGAAAGUUACCCUGUACCAGCUAAGCAAAGGACUGAAGUCGGCGGCGACUUAGCGAACAGAUUCGAAUGGCGCUAUUUCUUGAGAAAAUUAGUCACGAAUAAAGGCAAGAGUAAGACGGUCGCACAAAUCGGACGAAAAUUGAGAGUGAACGGCGAAAACUUGUUAACGCUCGAAUACGACAGAGAUACAUCGACUGUCGCCGUCUUUAUGGACGACAAAGUAGAACUCUUAAAUGUUACUUACGAUAGAACUGCUAGGCCGCUGAAGUGGGGACCUCGGAAUGGCAUCUUUGCAGAAGUUGAGUUAGAGUACGACCGAUUCAAUCGACUAACCAGAUGGAGUUGGGGAGAUCUGAAUGAAACCUAUGGAUUUGACAGAGCUGGAAGACUUCACGAAAUUCGUUACGGUGAUGGGUCGUCUCUCGCUUACUCAUUUAGAGAUAUGUUCACUAGUCUUCCUCUAAAGGUAACAACGCCAAGAGGCAGCGAUUAUCUGCUAGACUAUGACGAUUCUGGUGCUCUCCAAAAUCUGACCACGCCUCGAGGUCACAUCCAUACAUUUGCUCUCAUGACUUCUCUGGGUUACUUCAAAUAUCAAUACUUCUCUCCCAUGAACAGACAUCCAUACGAAAUAUUGUAUAACGACGAUGGACACAUCCUGGCAAAGAUCUUCCCUCGCCAAUCUGGCAAAAUUCUGUACGUUUAUGAUAGUACUGGUAAACUGGAGACUAUAUUAGCUGGAGCAUCUGCUAUCCGCUAUGUAUACCAUGAGAAUACCCAUCUAGUAAAGAAUGUAGAAAUCACUGAUCCUGACUACGAAUUGAAACAAGACUAUAAAUACCACGCAGGUAUUCUCAAAGAUGAGAAGAUGAAAUUCAAUUCUAAGAGUAGUCUAAACAAUGCUCAUUUCAAGUAUCAGUAUGAUGGUAACGCGCGUCUUUCCACAAUCGAUGUAAACAUUAACAGCAAAGAAACACCUCAGCUGAGGCUUAAAUACAACCAAAAUCUUGGAAUACUCGAAGCAGUCAGUGAUUUAAGAAUCUACCGUAACACGUUCAAUCGCUCUGUGAUGCAGGACACCAGCAAACAGUUCUUUACAAUCACUGAUUACGACGACCAUGGUAGAAUCAAAACUGUCCUCAUAAACAUCAAAGCUUUCGACGUAUUCCGCUUGGAACUGGAAUAUGACGUCAGAAAUCGAAUCAAAACGAAGAAGAUGAUGAUCGGCGACACAUCAUCUAACGAACGAAUUAGUUACAACUACGACGGACACCUGAUGGAAGUAGUAGGGUCCGAAGACGACUGGAAAUACAAUUACGAUGAGAACGGUAACGUAAUUGGUAUCAUUGAACACGGUGAGAAACGGCACGUCGGCUACGAUUUUGCCGACAGAGUUGUACAGUAUGGAGAUAUUGAAUUCAGUGGCUACGAUGAUCGCGGGUUCGUUGUGCGGCGAGGCGAGCAGAAAUACAGAUACAACUCACGAGGCCAGUUCGUCCACGCGUUCGAACGGGAUAAGUUCCAAAUGUGGUACUAUUAUGACAAUAGGAACAGGUUGGUCGCUUGGAAGGACGAUAAGAGCAACAUCACGCAGUUCUUCUACUCGAAUCCUCAAACCCCGAAUUUGAUCACCCACAUGCACUACCCGAAGACGGAGAAGACCAUCCGCUUCCUGUACGACCAGAGAGACUUCCUAACCUGCAUCGAGACGGAAGACCAGCGCUUCUACGUAGCCACUGAUCACAACGGCUCACCGCUCGUCGUCUUCGACGUAAACGGAGAAAUAAUAAAAGAACUCAAACGCAGUCCGUUCGGAAAGAUUAUUAAAGACACGAACCCAGGAUUCUACGUUCCUGUAGACUUCCAUGGAGGUAUCUUCGAUUACAACACCAACUUGGUAUACGUUGAGAACAGGUUAUACGACCCAGUUGUAGGACAAUGGAUGACGCCGAGUUGGGAGCACCUGGCGACAAAACUAAGUCUCCCGACGGACAUCUUCACGUAUCGAUUCAGGAACAACGACCCGAUAAACAAGAACCAGAAUGUUCCGUAUAUGACCAGCCUGGCUAGCUGGUUGCAGCUGUAUGGAUAUGACAUGAACAAGAUGAUGGGCUCCAAAUACAUAACGGACAUGAUCUUCCAGCCGAUGACGUCAGUAACAGCUCCGCAAUUGGCACCCGACUUCGGCGUCAUGUCUGGUCUUCAGUGUAUUAUAGAAAAGGUAAACGACAAGCUAUCCGACAUCGACUUCGUCCCGACACCACUGCUAAAGAUGGAACCGAUCACACGAAACCUCCUUCCUCGAGUAUCAUACAAGCGAGGCGUGUUUGGAGAAGGCGUGCUCAUCUCCAGAGUGGAUGGCAAAGCCUUCAUCAGCGUCGCAGAUGGCGCCAACAGCGUGGUGGAAGACGUCAUCACCACUGUCUUCAACAACUCUUAUUUCUUAGACGUCCACUUCAGCAUCCAUGACCAAGACGUGUUCUACUUCGUAAAGGACAACUCAUUGAAGAUAAGGGAUGACAUGGAGGAGCUAAGACGGCUGUCUGGCAAGUUCAACGUGUCACAGGACGAAACCAAUGAUCAAGGAUUGGAGGUACGUGUCCACGCAGUCGGCAAGGGUUCUGCGCAAGCUGUCAUAGUCCUCCGCUAUGGCGUUGACCCAGCACAAGAGAGGAUCAAAUUGCUAAAGCACGCGCACAAGCGAGCCGCCGUGCGGGCGUGGGAGAGGGAGAAGGUCCUCGUGGCCGGCGGCUGGGAGGGCCGAGGCUCCUGGACAGAGGAGGAGAAGGAGGAACUCAUCUCCCACGGCAUCGUCGACGGUUGGGCGGCCAAGGACGUGCACUCCGUGUCCAAGUACCCGCAGCUGGCGGACGACCCCGCCAACAUCGUGUUCGUUAGAGACGGCAGAAGAAAACGAAGAAAGAGCGGCCGCGCGCGCCACCGCUCGUGACUCUCUUAAUACGUGCCAUACGACGCCAUUUUGAAAUCCAAAUUUGAAACCCGCCAUUGACAACAUGGCGAGUCUCAUUUUCGGUUAAUUAUUAUUUUUAUAGGACUGAAGCGUUCUCUGCCUCGAUAAGGAUAAGCGUGGUUUUGUGAUCGGUAAAUGAUUGUAUAGAAGUAACAAAGGUUGCAUAGGACUGAUUGGAAGGUACGGGUUAGGUUAACGGACGUAAUGUGAGAGAUGGGACAUACGAGCAUAACACUCUGUUUACUUUGUUUUUGUACUUAGACGUGUAAUAUCCCUGGCUUGUUUACUUUCGCCUGUACAUCGGACUGAAAUGAAUCUCGUAACAACUCACUACAGGGUACCGAGACAUAAAUAAAAAAUGAACUUUAAAAUAAUAAUUAUAAAUAAACUGAGCAUAAUGAUAUUACAAAAUGGAACCAAAAUACUCAAACGCGAUCACAACUUUUUUACUCGUAAUUUAUUUAAUUGUAACCCGAUGAUAUUAUUUUGGAUUAUAUUUAGAUGUCCUUAGCCUACACUCGUUUCGUUUUACGCACGAUUGUCGUUAGAUGAAGCGUAGGAUCGUGGUAAUAUUAAAUUAGUGUUUACAUUUUUACCUAUUUUUAAAUCCCAUUAUACACUUAGAAAUACGUUAAUUUAUCACAAGACAUGUACUCCUAUCACGUUUUAGCCAAAUAUUUCUUUGUAACCGUACUGUUUAGAUGUAAAUAGAAUAUAAAUAUAUAUUUUAUUCUUGUAGUCGUUCCUUUUACAUUAGACCUAAGGUCUUUUUUACUUCGCAAUACUAAUACUGUUUAAGCAAUAAUUUUAUAUGUUCCCUGUUGAUUUAGCGAGUCUGAACCAGCGAGUUGCCCCGCGGCUCCACUCGUUAACUCUUAAAGCAAUCUCGCUUUCAAGGUCUCGUUCACUUGAAAUUUUAUCUAUAAUCUUUGAAAUUGUAUAAAGAGCUUUCGUCCCAUAACACGUAGCGUCAGAAUCAUUUCGCCUAGUUAUGUGUUGGAACUUAGCUGACUAAUCCCGCAGUAGGAAGGCCUCGUUAGUAAAUAGACGAUUAAACUGUCAACCGUUAUACGUACAUUCUGCAUGUGUUGUGCAAUAAUCGAAGUGUAGAUUUACAUUAACAGUUAGACUUCUCGCUGACUUAUCGCACACUUUUCUUAGAGACUGACAUUUUAUUUAGCUUGCUGCGUACAUUUCGCAUCAUGCAGCGUAAUUACGCACCUAAAUCAUUUCGCAUGCGUAUUUUCCCUUCGCAUUACGCAGUGUACAUGUGAUUGUAUUUCCUAGGAUAAGUCUGCGAGAAGUGUUGUAAUUAAAUGUAGAUUAUAUAUAGUAUAUGUCCAUGAAUGUGUCUCAUUUAAAUUGUGGUGUCUAUUCUGUGUUAGAGGUACUAUUUUAUGCUAGUUGACUGAGUGAAUUAUGAUGGAUGAUAUUUUUUACGAAAAGUGUUAAGGGGUUUAAUGAAAUUAGUUUUUUGCUACUGUAAAGAGCUCGAUUUCAAACUGAAAUGGCAUAAUGUUUAAUUUAUUUUGUCUUGAUAUGGAAUUACAUAACUCAAUACUUUGGUUUUUUUUUUAUUGUUCGUAUAAUACUGCAUUGUUUUACAGAUUCUAAAGGUAUUUUUGUUUUUUUUGUGUACGAUACCAAUGAACUAGUUUCGUUCAGCCCCGUACUAGCGGUGGGGGAAGAUUAAAACUAUGGAUGCUCCUCGGGUCCCUGCGGACUCACACUAUGGUGAUAUUUUUGCAAAAUGUGACUAAACGAAGCAAUACAUUGUAAUUUUAAUACGUCUUAUCCCUUAUUUAGUGAUGUUUAAGGUGUAUUUUAUUUUUAAUAAUAAUGAUAAUAAUAUAUAUCUAUUGUGAGUAGUUAUUCAUUUUGCGGUGAUAUAUAGAGCGGUAUAGAUAUCUUUUUUAUAAUGUAUAAAGGAUUCUAAUUUGUAAAUAGGUACUUAAUUAUGUUACAUGUAAAAAUAUUGUACAUAUCUCUUACGCUUGGAUUAUUUAUAAUGUAAACCGUUAAGGAGUUUUAGAAUAAUGUUGUGAUGUAAACAGGACGGCGGACGUAGUGGUGUGUGGCAAGUGUUGCCAACCUGGAAUAGUAUGAGACGCACAGUUAUGGCAACAUUACAACACUAGGUAUUUCAUAAAAGCAAUAAAGAUACUAUUGAUAAUUAUUUAUUUCAAGUUUUUUUAAUUCGAUUGUAGACCUAACGAACGACAACACUUGCUACAUAAUUGUAUAAUGUAACUAUAGAUUAACUAACAUGGAACACCAGUUUUGCAGUGUUGGUUAAUCCAUAGAGGCGCAUAGGUCGUAGAGCUCGUCAUAGACUGUAUACGGCCACACAAUCGACAGAUUUAAACCAUAGACUCAGCUUUUAGAUUUUUUUAGAAAGCUUUAUGGACUGGCUGGGUGAACAACCAUUGAUGAUAAAUAUUAUUAUCUAUGGGACAGUACAGAGUAAAAAAUAGAAAAAAUUCUGGGACAUAGCGUACAAUAUUUUUAAUUCUCUCUAUUUGAAAUCUCAUAUCGGAACGCUCUCAUGUUCACUAGCAAAUAAUUAAUCUAAUUUUACUUUCGAACAUUUACUUUAAUUGUCAAGUUUCUCAAUUCUCUUCAAUGGUUGUUCAAUUAGAGAGUAAAGUCGCGUUCACAAGAAGCAUUUACAUGGUAGAACUGAUUUCCUCUUAAAGCAUUUAAUUUUAAUCUCUCUAUUGUAGAUACGGUGCAUAGACCCCAUUAAUCUGAAUGUGUAUAGCGGAGCAGUCGCGCGGACGGUGUGCGUGCUGUGAGCCGAUGUAAGCAUGUACAAUAAUAAAUAAUAGAAACUAUUCUAAUGGAAUAUGUAAUAAAAAUAUUAAAAUAUA